UGUUUGUUGCGAUUACUUGCAAAAUACGGUUUAGUAAAACAACUGAUCAACGACAAAAUGGGACUUCGACAAAUUUGUGUUUUAGUUUUAUGUUUUGCGGGGGUUUUAACCGAUUCCAUAAAUAAUUCAAACUACGGUGGUAGUGAGACAAAAUCCUUUAUAGAUAUCGGUAAUAAACAUUAUUUAAUAAAUACUGUUGCCACGAUGAAUUGGUUCCAGGCUUACCUUUACUGUCAUACCUUUGAUAGUGACUUGGCCGUAAUCAAGACGCCAGGUGAGAUGAAUGCACUAAAUUUCUAUUUAAUUGCGAAUGCUGGCCACGUUGAUACAAACUUUUGGCUUGGUGUCACCGAUUUGGCGGAGCAGGGUAAAUAUGUGUCAUUUAGGGACGGACGUCCAAUGCCCUAUGCCAAAUGGUCAGCUGGUCAACCGGAUAAUUUUGGCAAUAAUGAGCAUUGUGUACAUCUUUGGCUCGUUAAUAAUAUAUUCUAUAUGAACGAUAACAAUUGCAAUGCUAAACUUUAUGCCAUCUGUGAGAUGCGGCAACCGAGGAAGGGUUGUGACGUCUGUGAUUUGAAAAAUUUAGUGGAAAGAUUCUUGCAAUUUACAAAUGUUCCGAACUGUGAAAAUUGGUGAAAUAGAAAAACUCAUUUUUAUAAUAAAAAUUGCAGGAAAUCAAGAAAACCAA
Messenger RNA from Bactrocera neohumeralis, 688 nucleotides. Its product is annotated as C-type lectin 37Db-like. Gene Ontology annotation, molecular function: signaling receptor activity. Bases 58 to 636 code for a protein of 192 amino acids. NCBI's taxonomy places the organism in Eukaryota, Metazoa, Arthropoda, Insecta, Diptera, Tephritidae. The record is from RefSeq and is a predicted model, not a curated record. The transcript is spliced from 3 exons.